UCGCCUGCAUCACGCAGAAAGUGCUCAACUGCUCGUCCAAAGAAACCGGCGGCUACCGCUCGUUUAUUUUUCACUAAAACACGUCGACACUCGCAGGAAAAAAGUCACCGAUCGCAUCCCUGAACAUGGCGGGAACAGUUACGAAACUUUGCAGGAAUCAGCUGAUCGGGAAACAUGCACCUGCUAUGCUGGGACAGGCCGGAUGUUUACAACAAAACCGCGAAUAUUCGAAUGCCAAAAGAAUCGAAGUGAAGAACCCAGUGGUGGAGAUGGACGGUGACGAAAUGACCAGAAUAAUCUGGGAAAAAAUUAAGGAGUCUCUGAUUUUCCCUUAUCUGAAAAUCGAGUGUCUUUACUAUGACUUGGGAUUACCCUAUAGGGAUCAAACCAACGAUCAAGUAACAAUAGACGCGGCGAACGCCAUUUUGAAACACAACGUCGGUAUUAAAUGUGCAACGAUUACACCCGAUGAAGCUAGAGUGAAAGAAUUUAACCUGAAAAAGAUGUGGCUAUCCCCGAACGGCACUAUAAGGAACAUCCUAGGAGGAACAGUGUUUAGGGAACCGAUUCUCUGCAAGAACAUUCCCAAAUUGGUCCCAGGUUGGACACAACCGAUUUGCAUCGGACGUCACGCUUUCGGUGAUCAGUACAAGGCGCAGGAUUUAGUGGUGGAUAAACCUGGAAAGCUUGAACUUGUAUACACACCAGACAAUGGCAAACCAAUAGCAAUCCCAGUUUACCAAUACAAAGGCCCCGGAGUGGCCUUGGCAAUGUACAACACCGACGAAAGUAUCCAAGGAUUCGCGAGGUCCUCCUUCCAGAUAGCCCUGGCUAAAAGUUGGCCCCUGUACCUCAGCACCAAAAACACCAUUUUGAAAAAGUACGACGGAAGAUUCAAGGAUAUUUUCCAAGAAAUUUAUGAGAAAGAAUACAAAUCGCAAUUCGAGGCGAAGAAGAUCUGGUACGAGCACAGACUGAUCGACGACCAAGUGGCGCAGGCUCUAAAGUCGUCCGGUGGUUUCGUGUGGGCCUGUAAGAACUACGACGGUGACGUCCAGUCGGAUAUCGUCGCUCAAGGUUACGGUUCUCUUGGCAUGAUGACUUCGGUGCUUAUGUGUCCCGAUGGUAAAACUAUUGAGUCUGAGGCGGCUCAUGGAACCGUUACCAGACAUUAUAGGCAACAUCAACAAGGAAAACCGACCUCGACCAACCCGAUAGCGUCGAUCUUCGCAUGGACCAGAGGUAUCGAGCACAGAGGAAAACUAGACGAUACACCGGACGUUAUUAAGUUCGCGCAAAAAUUGGAAACUGCCUGCGUGAAGACUGUGGAGUCUGGAAAAUACACCAAAGAUCUUGCUGCCUCGAUCGCGGGCGGUUUUGAUAAAGUGACCGACGACAUGUACCUCAACACUCAAGAUUUUCUGGACGCCAUUGCCGAGGAAAUGAAGAGGAGCGCGUGAAGUUUAUUUCGGUUUUUUUUUCUUGUGGAACGUACGUUACAAGUCGUUAAGUGAAGUCAAUGGCAUUUAAUGCAAUUUUUCUUGUCAAGAAAUUUAGCAGUGCAUUUUUUACUUCUAUUAAAAAUAUAUAUAUUUUUAUAAGUA
Messenger RNA from Anthonomus grandis grandis, 1604 nucleotides. RefSeq lists its product as uncharacterized. Gene Ontology annotation, biological process: isocitrate metabolic process. The record is from RefSeq and is a predicted model, not a curated record. Bases 126 to 1460 code for a protein of 444 amino acids. Gene Ontology annotation, cellular component: mitochondrion. The transcript has 7 exons. Gene Ontology annotation, molecular function: NAD binding; isocitrate dehydrogenase (NADP+) activity; magnesium ion binding. Lineage: Eukaryota; Metazoa; Arthropoda; Insecta; Coleoptera; Curculionidae.